CGCUCCUCUAACCAGCAGAACUCUCCAGAUUUAUGACAUCCCGGAAUGGAUUUCCUCUGAUGAUCGGCGUCCUUACCCCCUGCUUGCCCCUGUGGCGUCUCCAAAGACCAAGAUACUGAGCCGCCAUCUGAUAAUGUCAUGCCACAAGCGAUGCUUAAUUCGCCCAAUGGUCAAGGCAAUAUCUUUCCGUGACCAACCGGACGCCAUAUCCGCCGAUGCAAUCGAAAUGCAUCAUUCCAUGGUGGUGCGAUACGUAAACCAAUAGAUCGAUCGUCGAUUUCCGAGAUGGCCAUAUAUAGAUGGAAAAUCAGGGAAGACGCACGGGGAUGCAACUACACUUCCAAGCCCUAUGAGCUCGCAACAGAACCUCUGUAUCGACUCGACAACAAGCACCAGCCCGUUCCAACCUCUGAAACUCGAGCAACCCAACACUUACCACACACGCCAUGGCCGCUGUUCUAGCACCCAGACCUUCGCAGCCACUGCCCCACAGCAAACCGCCACAGAAAGAGCUGACCUACGAGGAUUGGAAAGCUGCACGCGAUCUCCGCUCCAUGGUAUCUCCAACCAAGUUCACCCUCUGGCGAGAUCAUCACAGGCGGCGAAUGUCAUUACACGAACAAUACAAGGAAAACUCCAAGACCUUGUCGUCUACUCUGCAAGAAAUGUUGGAGUCAAGGCUGUCCUCGGCAUGCCCUUGUGCUGUAUGCACCACUCGACCGCAAUGAAGGGUUGAAAAGUCCCUGGAGAAACCGUCUCAACACCGCCUGCCAUAGAGCAGAAACCCCUAAGCCUCCAAGCCUCAAAACACUCCAGCCUUAUCAGGCGGGCGACCAUGAUAUGUCAACCAUAUUAAAUCAUCCAACAAAGGUGCACAGGCAGCGUCACUGCAAAUUUCAGCAAGACGACCAGGAAGUGUUGCAGAAGCCUAUGCGGUAGGCAGCAGUCGCUGCCUCGAAGCGUCGCAAAGAGACUGGGUGGCCAAAGGCCCAAAGCACCAAACCUUGCUGGCGUUGAGCGCUCUCAAGCCAUGUGUGCCUGCCUCUCGGUCGACCCGGGGAGAUCGACAGAUCGAGGAAACAUACGCCCAUUGGAGGUAGCUGGUUGGAAAAUCAGAUUGGAAGUGGUCUAGGGAUCUCCCACGUUGGCCCAUGACCAGCAAAAUUGGGAGAAAGGUCGAGCUCAUCAACCUAGCUCGAGGUUGAGUGCCAAAGUGCACAAACCCUCGCGAUAAAUAACUCACGGGUUCGUUACAUUUCGUCGUGCAGAUGAGCGAAAACCGUAGAGAAGCUGUCAAAUUUGUAUAAUAAUCGUUGUAUGAUAAAUCUUCCGCGGGUUAGAUCGCGACAGCAGCACGAGCCGAACUCGAACCCGUGGCCGUGGACCAGUCCAGUGCGCGUGGCAAUCCAUGAG
Molecule: messenger RNA, 1413 nt
Organism: Exophiala xenobiotica
Lineage: Eukaryota; Fungi; Ascomycota; Eurotiomycetes; Chaetothyriales; Herpotrichiellaceae
Exons: 1
Coding region: 350-736 (128 amino acids)
Source: RefSeq, a predicted model, not a curated record